Naegleria lovaniensis is the source of this 1191-nucleotide messenger RNA. RefSeq lists its product as uncharacterized. The record is from RefSeq and is a predicted model, not a curated record. Gene Ontology annotation, molecular function: small ribosomal subunit rRNA binding; structural constituent of ribosome. NCBI's taxonomy places the organism in Eukaryota, Heterolobosea, Eutetramitea, Acrasida, Naegleriidae. Gene Ontology annotation, cellular component: ribosome. Gene Ontology annotation, biological process: translation. Bases 1 to 1191 code for a protein of 396 amino acids. The transcript has a single exon.
AUGAAGCGGCUUGUUUUUCAUCGCUCUGCCUGUUCUCUGAACAAGACACAUCUUCUUCUUCCGCAACAUUCUUCUUCAACAGUAGCCAUUCUACUCUCUAGUCAUCAUCAACAACAACAAAAUUUUAGUACCAGCUCUUACUCAAAUGAAGGAGUUAGACAAAUUGAAUUGGACGAAGCAAGCAAGAAAAAACUUGCCAACAGGAAGCUAUCUCUGAAGGAUAUUCAUAAACUCAUAGAGGACAACAUUGCAAGAAUUAGAGGUGGUAGGGCCAAUUACGAUGGUUCAGAUGUCUAUCAAGCCGCAACAUCACAAGCCGACAAGCCUUCCAAAGCAAAAAACAUUUCUCCCGAAGCACCAUUCCAAGCAAAUUCCAAGGACUCUCCACAAGGAAAUACAUGGUAUGAUUACUAUCGUUAUAUAGAACGAGCUGAUAGCGAUGUGUUCAAUCAUCACUUAAAAACUCCAGUCAACGCCAAUUCAGCUGGAUGGCUCUACAACAAAGCACCAACAAGUCAUAUGGAAUUCAUGAGCGCUAUGGAUCAAUUUUCUGAGAUUGCUCAAGAUUGGAGAGAAGGUAAACUUGCUGGUGAUGAUAUUCAACACCGUAAAAUGAUGGAAUAUCAAUUACAUCAAUUACCUCAAUUCAAAUCUCGUCCUCCAGAUCCAUUCGCCAACAACCAACAUUACGUUGAAAAGAUUUCAUACAAGAACCCAAAUCUCCUUCUCAAGUUUGUUUCGCAAACUGGACGUAUUAUUCCAAAGCGAUUUACUGGUGUUAGAAGAAGAACUCACAAGAAGAUUCAAGACGAAGUUAAAAAGGCUCGCCACCUUGGUCUUCUUUCUUUCACUGGAGCUUCUCUUGAACAAGGAAACUUGUUGAACCAAAUUGAAAUUCCUUACAUCUCCAACCAAUUUAAUCUCAGAAAUCGUACUGAAACUCACUUGACCAAGUCUCAACAAAUCGAUAACACCAAAUUCUACCUUGAUAACUUGUCAAAGAAUAUUAGUACAUCUGGAAGCAUUGAAUGGAUUCCACCAGAGAAGGAUAGAAACCCACGUGUAGGCAUUAAGAGUCAAAAGGCUCAAGUCGAGGGUCAUUUGAAAUCACAAGUGGAAAAGAAGAAGGCACUUAUCCGAAAAUUGAGAGUGGAAAACGAAAUUUUGAAACAAAAAGAACAACAACAAUAA